This is a messenger RNA of Bombus terrestris (buff-tailed bumblebee), 3003 nucleotides long. Its product is annotated as solute carrier family 26 member 6. Gene Ontology annotation, cellular component: membrane. Gene Ontology annotation, molecular function: bicarbonate transmembrane transporter activity; oxalate transmembrane transporter activity; sulfate transmembrane transporter activity. The transcript is spliced from 14 exons. Gene Ontology annotation, biological process: transmembrane transport. Lineage: Eukaryota; Metazoa; Arthropoda; Insecta; Hymenoptera; Apidae. The record is from RefSeq and is a predicted model, not a curated record. The coding region runs from base 477 to 2489 and encodes 670 amino acids.
GGACUUCGUUAGCGUCGACAGACUAACGUUCGUCGAUCGAUCGACCAGCGCUCGAUUUUUCCAUCAUAACACGCGUUUUCAUCUCUUAUUCUACUUUCUAUAUUAUUAAUAUACAAUGGAUAUUUUCUAAUCGAGCAUAUUUUAUACCAUAAUAUCCAGAAAGUAUCGUACUAUUCUAUGAUAUUUCUUGAAAUAAUUGAAAGAAAGGGAAAAUCAAAUAAUUGUCAGUGAAAUUAAAAUAUUAUCGCUUUAAUUGCUUGCAAAUUCAAUCUCUGGAGGAUCUUUAAAUUUAUUUCUUCGUAAACCAUCGUUAGAUUUCACACAAUGCCUUUCACUGGUGGAAUCACGGAGUACUGAAGGAAGAAGAUUUGUUCUCGUAAAGAGUUUUAGUUCAUCUUUACGCCUGAUAAUUGGAAUAAACGUGGAUUAAGAGGAAGUGUGAAUCUCGCUAAACCGUCGACGAUCUGAGCGACGAGAUGACGGCACUCAGCCCUGAACUAACUGUGAGACGACCGGUUUAUCAACAGGACGAGCUUAAUCAUUUGUUCAAAUAUGCGAAGCCAAACGAAACACUUCUGAAGAAGAUCUCGAUGAAAUGCAGAAAGGUCAAGCCGAUGAAAAUUCUGAAGAAUACCAUACCCCUUAUCGGAUGGUUGUCGGCUUACAAGUGGAAGGCCGAUUUACUAGGCGACAUCAUUGCUGGAAUCACCGUGGCAGUGAUGCAUAUUCCUCAAGGAAUGGCGUACGCAAUAUUGGGCAACGUUCCACCAAUAGUUGGUAUCUACAUGGCAUUCUUUCCUGUUCUUGUUUAUUUCUUCCUUGGCACGUCAAGGCAUAAUUCAAUGGGUACCUUCGCGCUGGUUUGUAUGAUGACCGGAAAAGUGGUCACGACCUACAGCUCUCAAGGACAACUGUCGAAGAACGCCACAACAGAAAACGAGCUAUUAUCCUCGACGAGUAAUCGAUAUUCCCCCGUGGAAGUAGCCACCGCAGUCACUUUCGCCGUGGCUCUGAUUCAGUUGGCAAUGUAUUUAUUGCGAUUGGGAGUGAUUGCAUCGCUUCUAGCAGAUAGUCUCGUAAGCGGGUUCACCACAUCCGCGGCGGUUCACGUGUUCACGUCGCAAGUGAAGGAUCUACUAGGACUGGGAAACCUACCUAAACGCACAGGACCCUUCAAGUUGAUCCUUAGUUACGUGGACUUCUUUAACAACUAUCAAUCUAUCAAUGGGAUUGCCCUUCUGCUAUCCUGUUCCAUCAUUUUGGUUCUCAUUGUCAACAAUGCGUUAAAGCCAAAGUUCGCGAAAAUAAGUCCAUUUCCAAUCCCUAUAGAAAUGCUAGUGGUUGUGCUUGGGACUGUCCUCUCAGUGUACCUAAACCUUACGGAAGUUUAUGGGAUCGCGAUAGUGGGUGACAUACCAGUCGGUUUGCCGUCUCCGACCUUGCCACCAUUGUCUUUGGUACCGAACAUUUUAUUAGAUAGCUUCGUCAUUACUAUGGUGUCCUAUACUAUAUCCAUGUCCAUGGCGUUAAUCUUCGCGCAGAAACUCGGCUACGAAGUGGAUUCGAACCAGGAGCUAAUGGCGCAGGGUGUCGGAAAUCUAGUUGGAUCCUUCUUCUCUUGCAUGCCAUUCACAGCUUCGCUCUCUAGAUCCCUGAUCCAGCAGACUGUCGGCGGACGAACUCAAUUAGCUAGUCUAAUAUCCUGUGGAAUUCUAAUUAGCGUUUUACUGUGGAUCGGCCCCUUCUUCGAGCCUCUGCCACGGUGUGUUCUAGCCAGCAUCAUCGUGGUGGCUUUAAAGGGGAUGCUAAUGAAAGUGACAGAAUUUAAGAGAUUCUGGAAAUUGGACAAAACUGAUGGGGUUAUCUGGGCGGUGACAUUCAUAUCAGUAAUUCUGAUGGAUGUGGAAUAUGGUCUUCUAAUUGGAAUCGUGCUCUGCAUCGGCAAAUUAAUCCUCUUUUCUAUCCAUCCUUACACCUGUUCACUCGCUCUAGUACCUGGUACUGAGCUUUAUCUGGAUACCAAGAGAUAUAAAAGCACGGUAGAGCUGCCGGGUAUAAGAAUAUUUCACUACUCAGGCAGCUUGAACUUCGCCUGUCGGCAACACUUCCGUGACGAGGUAUAUAAAAUUGCUGGCCAGACGCCGAGAAAGAAACCUAAUGGAGGCUUCAAACACGACGAGUUGAAGGAAGUUAAGAAGCUGAGAACCCUGAUACUGGACCUGAGCGCAGUGAGUCACAUAGACCUGGCGGGCGCAACGACCCUGGGAAACCUGAUCAACGAGUACUGUGAAAUCGAUAUACCGGUGUACAUCGCCGGGUGUUCCGGACCUGUGUACGAGAUGAUGAGAAAGUGCAACCUGUUGGAAUACAAAGGUGGCCUGUUCGCCGCGUUCCCCACCGUGGCAGAUGCCGUGCAUUUUGCAAGGUCUAACACCGAGCCAGCAUGGAGUUCGCCGAUAUACGACGACGCAACUGUCGCCAGGCUCUGAUUGCGAAUACUAAUCGCGGCUACAUGCGGCGAAGUUCAUUCAUGAUUCCCAGGGAAAAAUUUCUCAAUCAACGUGAUCGACUGACAAUUUAACUGCCAUGUUAUUUCUAGACGCAUGCAUUUGACUGUUUGAUGAGAAGUUGUGAGAUGUUGAGGGAUUGUAGAUAUAACUUUGAAGAAGAGAUGAUUAUGAUAGAGUUGAAUUGUGUACGUAGACAGUGUUUGUUAAUGAAGAAUAUGUCGAAACCAGAUAGAGCAAAUUGCUCAAGAAAGAAUAUUGUGAAGGUUGAAUGUGCUCAUCUUGCUUGAUUCAUUACAAAUCGUAUAAACAAUUCUGUACCACUAUAUUUUUGAAAGAUAUUAAAGGCACACUACCUCGUUGUGGUAAAUAAAACUUAGAAUUGGGUGUGAAAAUUGAACGAUAUUUAUAUGUACAGUAUUCUUGUAAUGACAAGUAAUGUUUUGUGUAUUAUAAAAUUAUGAAACAAAUAAUAUUUAUAGACAUACUUCCAGAA